AGUAGGUUAGGUACGCGGCUACUUUGAAAAAUUCGGAAACGUUGAACCAAAAUCGAAAAUUUUUUAUGCUAUGCUCGUUAAGUAUUAAUAACUCGUGUAGAAAAUGACGUCCUCCGAAACGUUGGAGGUUGCGUUUGUGACUGAUGGUACAUCUGGCGCCACAGUAUGGGAUACAGCCAACGGAACAAUGUUGAAAACGUAUCGCCACACGACGUCUGUGAGCCAGAACUGCGUCAGUCUGUUAGGUAACGAUUAUCUCAUUGCUGCGGACAAGGGUCCGCUCAUACACACUUGGCCAAUCAAUAGCCAAGAGAAAACACAUCAAGUACGCAUGUUGUGUGGAGGAAAAAUCAAUUCUCUGGCCGCUAGUCCUGACGGUUUGUACAUCGCGGUGGCGAUCGGUGAAAAACUUCAAGUUUGGUUGGCUUGUUCUGGAAGGUUAUUGAAAACUGUCAUUACUAUUACUAUUAUUAAGUGGUCUCCAGAUGGAUCUUAUUUGAUCACCGGUGGUGAAGAUGGUCUUGUUUGUGUGUGGUCAUUGGCAAAAUUAAUCAACAAUUCUCAUUCUACCUUACAACAAACAUUUUUUACUGGCAGCCAAACAAAUCAGUCAGCGCCUAAUUAUACAUUUUCGGAUCAUUCUGUAAGAAUUACUGGAAUACAUAUAGGAAAUUGUACAAGAUGUAUACGUAUUUUUACUACUUCAGUUGACAAAACUUGCAAGAUUUAUGAUUUAUCAACUGGUAUCAUGUUAUUAUCAAUUGCAUUUGAUGCAAUCCCAUCUAGUCUUGCUGUUGAUUCGGUAGAAACUGCUGUUUAUAUUGGUACUACUAUUGGCCCUAUACGAUCAUUUGAUCUUGUAUCUCCUCCACGCACCCGUGAAUGUUAUAUAUCAGACAAAGAAAGUGGUGUCAAAUUCAUUGGUCACACCAAAGCUGUUAUUGCUUUAAAUGUAUCAAUAUUUGGUGAUGUAUUAGUAUCAGGAUCGACUGAUUGUACACUAAGAACUUGGCAUAUUGCGAGUCGUCAAUGUUUACGUACAAUUCAACUAAAAGAACCUGUUAUUAAUAUGUUUUUAACAAUGAUACCCCAUCAAUUAACUUCAAAUGAAUUGGAGCCUAAUAUAAUACUUAAAAGUUUUAAAAAAACGGAAGAAAUAGAUGAUAAUUUAAUUGAAGUAUAUAGUCAUAAUGAUCUUUUUGAAGAGGAAAAUUAUAUUAUUGAACAUAAAGAUAAUACUUCUAUUUACGAAGAAUUAGAAAAAACAAAAGCUAUCAAUGCAAGAAUCUAUGAAUUUGCACUCAACUCUAUAUUAAAAGACAGUGAAACAAAUCCUAAAGAGGAUAUAGAUUUUAAUGAUUUUUCAAUAGUUGAUUUUGAAUCAAAUGGAUUUGAUGUUAAUGUUAAUGAUGAAAACUCAUCGAAUGUAGAAACAAAUAAAUAUUCCACCACUCCAAAAAAAACAAAAAAAAGAAGAAGAAGUAAAAAACGUUAAUUAGUCAUGCUAAAAAUCUUAGCAUGCAAUUUAAACAACUAGAUUUUUGAGUUAUUCUUAAAUAAAGUUAAAUUUAAAAAUUAUCAA
This is a messenger RNA of Sipha flava (yellow sugarcane aphid), 1582 nucleotides long. Its product is annotated as WD repeat-containing protein 18. Gene Ontology annotation, molecular function: protein binding. NCBI's taxonomy places the organism in Eukaryota, Metazoa, Arthropoda, Insecta, Hemiptera, Aphididae. The record is from RefSeq and is a predicted model, not a curated record. Gene Ontology annotation, cellular component: nuclear pre-replicative complex. Gene Ontology annotation, biological process: rRNA processing; DNA-templated DNA replication.